This is a messenger RNA of Aspergillus alliaceus, 4890 nucleotides long. Its product is annotated as muts domain V-domain-containing protein. Lineage: Eukaryota; Fungi; Ascomycota; Eurotiomycetes; Eurotiales; Aspergillaceae. Gene Ontology annotation, biological process: GPI anchor biosynthetic process; mitotic recombination; mismatch repair. Gene Ontology annotation, molecular function: ATP-dependent DNA damage sensor activity; ATP binding; mismatched DNA binding. The record is from RefSeq and is a predicted model, not a curated record. The coding region runs from base 1 to 4890 and encodes 1629 amino acids. The transcript is spliced from 8 exons. Gene Ontology annotation, cellular component: nucleus; membrane; MutSalpha complex.
AUGUCCUCUCGUCCAGAUCUCAGGGUUGACGAUGAAGUCGGCUUCAUUCGUUUCUACCGUUCCCUUGCCUCGAACAGCAACGAUGAAACUAUCCGCGUGUUUGACCGCGGCGAUUGGUACUCUGCCCACGGCGCUGAAGCAGAGUUCAUCGCUCGCACUGUGUACAAGACAACCUCCGUUCUCCGCAACCUCGGCCGCAGUGAGUCCGGCGGCCUCCCCUCCGUCACCAUGAGCGUGACCGUCUUCCGCAAUUUUCUUCGCGAAGCCCUCUUCCGACUCAACAAGCGCAUUGAAAUCUGGGGCUCUGUUGGAACUGGCAAGGGCCAUUGGAAGCUGGUGAAACAGGCGAGCCCAGGAAACCUUCAAGACGUGGAAGAAGAGCUGGGUAGCGUCGGCGGAUUAAACAUGGACUCGGCUCCGAUCAUCCUAGCGGUGAAAAUCUCAGCCAAGGCCACGGAGGCCAGAAGUGUGGGAGUAUGCUUUGCAGACGCAAGUGUGCGGGAACUCGGUGUGAGCGAGUUUUUGGAUAACGAUAUCUAUUCCAACUUUGAGUCGCUUAUUAUCCAGCUCGGUGUCAAGGAGUGCCUCGUGCAGAUGGACGCUAACAAGAAGGAUGUCGAGCUGGGGAAAAUUCGGACUAUCGCAGACAGCUGCGGGAUUGCUAUCUCAGAGAGACCCGUGGCUGAUUUCGGUGUCAAGGAUAUCGAGCAGGAUCUGACGAGGCUGUUGCGGGAUGAGCGCUCGGCUAGUACGCUGCCGCAGACGGAGUUGAAGCUUGCUAUGGGCUCGGCGGCUGCGCUGAUCAAGUAUCUUGGGGUCAUGUCGGACCCGACUAAUUUUGGCCAGUAUCAGCUCUAUCAGCAUGAUCUGUCACAGUUUAUGAAGUUGGACGCAUCGGCGCUUCGUGCUCUCAACCUUAUGCCUGGUCCGCGAGACGGAUCGAAGUCUAUGAGUUUGUUUGGCUUGUUGAAUCACUGUAAAACGCCGGUUGGGAGCCGCUUGCUUGCGCAAUGGUUGAAGCAGCCGUUGAUGGAUCUGGCGGAGAUCGAGAAGAGACAGCAGCUUGUCGAGGCUUUUGUUGUUAACACGGAGCUGAGACAAACUAUGCAGGAGGAACAUCUUCGCUCCAUACCGGAUCUGUACAGACUGGCGAAACGCUUUCAGCGGAAGCAGGCAAAUCUGGAGGACGUCGUGCGAGUAUAUCAGGUUGCCAUUCGCUUGCCGGGCUUCGUCAACUCUCUCGAAAAUGUGAUGGACGAAGAGUAUCAGACACCCCUCGAGACAGAGUAUACUUCCAAUCUCCGGAGUCACUCUGAUAGCCUAGCAAAACUGGAAGAGAUGGUUGAGACCACAGUUGACCUCGAUGCACUGGAGAACCACGAGUUCAUCAUCAAACCCGAGUUUGAUGAGAGCUUACGGAUCAUCAGGAAAAAGUUAGACAAGAUCCGCCAUGACAUGGGCGUUGAGCAUCGCAGGGUAGGCCGGGAUCUCGACCAGGAGAUGGACAAGAAGUUGUUCCUGGAGAACCACCGGGUACAUGGUUGGUGCUUCCGGCUUACCCGCAAUGAGGCGGGCUGCAUUCGCAAUAAGAGAGAGUAUCAGGAAUGCUCUACACAGAAGAAUGGCGUAUACUUCACUACGUCGACCAUGCAGACUCUUCGCCGGGAGCAUGAUCAGUUGUCCUCAAACUAUAAUAGAACUCAGACAGGACUGGUCAAUGAGGUCGUCAAUGUCGCUACGUCCUACUGUCCUGUUCUGGAACGGCUUGCCGGUGUUCUGGCGCACCUCGAUGUUAUCGUGAGCUUCGCCCAUGCAUCCGUGCACGCACCGUCAUCCUAUGUCCGGCCCAAGAUGCACCCGCGAGGCACCGGAAACACGGUUCUCAAGGAAGCGCGUCAUCCCUGCAUGGAAAUGCAGGACGACAUCUCAUUCAUUACCAAUGAUGUGUCUCUUAUCCGCGAUGAGUCCUCAUUUCUUAUCAUUACUGGUCCCAACAUGGGUGGUAAAUCGACCUACAUUCGGCAAAUCGGUGUUAUUGCUCUCAUGGCUCAGACGGGAUGCUUCGUGCCUUGCACGGAAGCGGAGCUGACCAUCUUUGACUGUAUCCUUGCACGUGUGGGUGCAAGCGAUUCGCAGCUCAAGGGCGUGUCCACUUUCAUGGCUGAGAUGCUUGAAACGUCUAAUAUUCUCAAGUCGGCAACGUCGGAGUCUCUUAUCAUUAUCGACGAGCUUGGACGUGGUACAAGCACCUAUGAUGGAUUCGGCCUGGCGUGGGCUAUAUCUGAACAUAUUGUCACAGAGAUCCGUUGCUUCGGCCUUUUCGCUACUCACUUCCAUGAAUUGACUGCCCUCGCCGACCGUUACCCAAAGUCGGUUAAGAAUCUGCACGUGGUCGCCUUCAUUGGUGAUGGCACCGGUGAUGAUUGUGAAGACAAGAAAUCGAGGCGGAACCAGGUCACUUUGCUGUACCGUGUCGAACCCGGCAUUUGUGAUCAGUCAUUCGGUAUCCACGUUGCCGAAUUGGUUCGCUUUCCAGACAAAGUGGUCAACAUGGCCCGUCAGAAGGCAGAGGAGCUUGAAGACUUUACUUCGUCGGAACAGCAAGGCGAACACUCAUCCAUGGCGAUCGAUGGGUACUCGCAAGAUGAAGUUGAGGAAGGCAAUGCCCUUCUCAAAGCGAUGCUGUUGAAAUGGAAGGCGGAAACUGAAUCCUCCGAUAAGAAGUUAACGGUGGAAGAGAAGCGGCAGAUCAUGCGUGAUCUCGUCAAAGCGGAUGAGAAGCUCCAGGCGAACAAGAUCUUCCAAGGCAUCAAACCAGAUGACAACAUGCUCAUGAACGAUGGAUUGUUGCGGGUAUUUUGGCCGUAUGACCUUCCUCGGUCGUCAUCGCAAGGAGUGAUUGUUGGGUGGAAGAACUCGGAGCUCGACCUGUUCGUAUUGACGGUCUUGGAGGAUGUGGAGCCUCGGAAUGUCGAUAACGCCUUGCGUGCCGGGAUCCUUUUUCGCAACAGCCCCCAUCCGAUUGUGAGGAUAUUUACGCUCUGUGGCAGAUCUGCCAUGCAUGUGCUGGGGACGACCAACCCGCGAGAGCCAUCUACAGCGUUUAAUCCGUCACAUCUAUAUGUGAACACGCAUCCGUCGUGUAAGGUCCCUCGAAUAUACUGUCCGCCAGAAACGAAUAUGUCUGUUCAGGUUAUCAUGUUUCAUCGCCCGCAUCCCACCCGAAUGGAGUAUAUGUCGCUAGAGCCAAUCUCUCUUGCACUUGGCGAUAAGGUUUUUGCUGCGGAUAAAUCCGACUCUGUAUCCGAUAAGAUUGAUACAGACGAAGAACGGGAUAAGGUUAAGUCGCAGAAACUGGUUGAGAAGCUCAAGCUGCAUACUGUUGUUAAGCAUGUUCCGUCGUACAAAGAGCAGGCACUGACUCUCAUUAUCAACCAAGUGAAUUGCGCCUACGAGAUGGGGAAGCUCAUGGAAAAGAAUAGUCACCUAAUUGGAAUUCGUGUCAAGAGGAGUAUGAGCGUUGGUGAGCGCGUUGUCGAAUCAGCAACGACCUUAUGGGAUCUUUCCGUCCUCGGUGUUUCCUAUGUGUUCUGGCAGUGGCUUUGGCCUGUUGUCACACGAGUUUUCGUUAUUGGCCUUGUGUUUCAUCGGACAAUUGCUGAGAUCGUACUCCAGGUUUUAGAGUGGCGCGCUCGGCCCGAUGCAGCAGCUCUGAAAGACAUCUCUGCCACAGCCCAGCAAGUUGAUAUUCGGCUGCAGCAGUUCUGCUAUUGGCCUAUUCAAUACGUUAAGCUGCGUCAGAGAAAGGAUAAUUGGGAAAGUGUGACAACCAGCCAUCCAGACUAUAUUCGGUUCUACAAUAGUCUGUGGCUUGUCGCAAACGAUGUGAUUAUUGGUAUUGCGUUGGGCUCCUACAUCAUUGACAAUGCGAACUGGGUGGCUUUCCAAAUAAACAUCAUUCUUACCGGCUGGACUGUAGAAGGGUUGCAGCGUACCAUCUCCUGGCUGAUGGACUGGCCGGCUGGGUUGAAGUUGAACAAUGAGCUUGCCGCUUUCCUGGGCGAUCUGUUUCUGUGGGUUAUAGAAAACUGGGCUGAUCUUGUCUCUAUACUAACGGUGCACAUUUACUCUUUCUAUAUCGCCUCUGCCCGCAUCUUCAACUGGCAACUAACUAUUAUCAUAUCCCUUUUCCACCUGUUCCGUGGUAAGAAGCGGAAUGUACUGCGCAACCGUAUAGAUUCAUGCGAUUACGACCUAGAUCAACUCCUCAUUGGUACCAUUUUGUUCACGGUACUUUUCUUUCUUCUUCCAACCAUCAUCGUUUUCUACCUCGCAUUCGCAACCGCUCGGAUGUCAAUCAUAUCAGUGAAAGCAGCUCUCGAUACAUGCCUCGCAUUCUUGAACCAUUUUCCUCUCUUUGCACUAAUGUUGCGAGUCAAAGAUUCGCGAAGGUUGCCAGGCGGCAUCCACUUCGAGCUCCGCGAAGAGCACGACAAAUCCCUAAACUCCGACUCGACCUCUACGGUACCAUACAUCCACCUUGAGUCCAUCCCACUAACUCUCCGUGCCAUGUUCGACCAAUACUUCCAACUAGGCCACCGCCUCCGCAAACACUACCUUUCGCCACGCGUCAUCUUCUGCCUAGUAACCGGCCGCUUCGUGCCCCCCAUCCACCGCCGCAACCUGUACAGCAUGCAAUACAGUAUGCUUCCUGCGCGUCGGUCCGGAAUGGCCGAGGUGUGGUCCUUGUUGACCCAGCCUCGGAAAGUCAAUAGUAGCAGCGGUAGUUCCUCUACCAUGGGCGGGGGGAUAGGUACAACGGCGAACGGGUUACUCAAAGUUCCGAGCGGGUUUGGUCAGGGUGAUAUGAGAAGACGAGGACAUCGGUGA